This is a messenger RNA of Oreochromis niloticus (Nile tilapia), 2972 nucleotides long. Its product is annotated as sodium- and chloride-dependent GABA transporter 2. Bases 550 to 2364 code for a protein of 604 amino acids. NCBI's taxonomy places the organism in Eukaryota, Metazoa, Chordata, Actinopteri, Cichliformes, Cichlidae. Gene Ontology annotation, cellular component: plasma membrane; cell projection. The transcript is spliced from 14 exons. The record is from RefSeq and is a predicted model, not a curated record. Gene Ontology annotation, molecular function: gamma-aminobutyric acid:sodium:chloride symporter activity. Gene Ontology annotation, biological process: nitrogen compound transport; sodium ion transmembrane transport; amino acid transport.
AGUCUAUUCAUUUAUAUCAUCUGGAAUGGACAUUUGUUUUUUGUCUUUAUCUUUCGAGUUAUUUGAGCUACCCUAUAAGUCCAUACAUACUAAAUAGAGGAAAACCCGGGAUUUCCAUUGGUAUCUGAUUUUGUGUGUCUUUUAGCUCCAAAGAGGAAGGAAAUAACAAAAGAAAAUGUUUGAUUGAAAAGAUUCUUUUUUCCUUUGUUCUCAGGAGGAUGAAUAGUGUGUAGAAAUGUUCCCCAGGGUUUGUUUUGCUGUCGGUGUCGGAUGAAUUAAGGCGGAGCAGUAGACCCCAUCACCAGCUUCUUUCAUCACUCUUUCCCCCCUGCAUCCCACAAAACACACAUUUCUCUGCAGCUUAAGUAGGCGAGUACCCCUCUCAGCCAACACAAGUCACAGUAACAGGGCCAGCGUAUCAGAGCCGCUGCCACAUUAGGGCAUCUUCAGCUUCAUAUUCGUGUGACCAACCCCGUGUGAGGUUUAGUCCAGUGCGCGGGGAACUUUACACAGAAACAAAGGAAAUCUGGCACCAAGUAAACCAUUUAAAUGGGGGAACAGAUGACCACAAACGGCAAGAAUUGCACCUCCACAGCUCGUGUGCCAAACAGUCACCCAGAGAAGGCUGAAGAGGUGGAAGGAAGGGGGCACUGGGGAACCAAAGCCGAGUUUAUAUUGACUGUGAUGGGUGCGAUCAUUGGACCCGGGAAUGUGUGGAGGUUCCCCUACCUGUGCUACAGAAACGGAGGAGGUGUGUUUUUCAUCCCAUACAUCUUGUUCAUAUUCACGUGCGGGAUCCCCCUCUUUUUCCUUGAGACUGCCUUGGGACAGUACACUAGCCAGGGGGGAAUUACUUGCUGGAGAAGGAUUUGUCCGCUCUUUCAAGGCAUGGGCUAUGCCAGUCACUUAAUCAUCGCAUUCAGUGCAACAUCUUAUAUUAUAAUCCUGGCAUGGGCGUUCUUUUACCUGUUCCAGUCUUUCAGUGGGGAUUUACCUUGGGCCACAUGUGGACACUACUGGAACACAGACUCAUGCUUGGACUUGAGCCAUCUGAAUCUGAGUAUGACGUCCAGACUGAACACUACUCUUCCUGUUGUGGAGUUCUGGCAGCGUCGGGUUUUAAAGGUCUCUGGUGGUAUUGAGGAAGUUGGGGGCUUGCGAUGGGAACUGGUCCUUUGUCUCAUCCUCAGCUGGAUUAUCUGCUACUUUUGUGUUUGGAAGGGUAUCAAGUCGACAGGAAAGGCAGCCUACUUUACAGCAACCUUCCCCUACGUCAUGUUAUUUGUUUUGCUUAUACGUGGUGUUACCCUCCCAGGGGCAAAGGAUGGGAUCAUUUAUUACCUCUACCCUGACAUCUAUCGCCUGUUAGAUGCCCAGGUGUGGAUGGAUGCUGGCACUCAAGUCUUCUUCUCUUAUGCCAUAGGCCUUGGUUUCCUCACUUCUCUUGGGAGUUAUAACACUUACAACAACAACUGUUAUAAGGACUGUUUCUACUUGUGUCUGCUGAACAGUGCCACGAGCAUUGUGGCAGGCUUUGCCAUUUUCUCUGUGUUGGGUUUCAUGACAUAUGAACAAGGAGUGGAUAUUUCUGAAGUAGCAGAAUCAGGUCCAGGGUUGGCAUUCAUCGUUUACCCACGUGCUGUAGCCAUGAUGCCAGUGCCCCAAGUGUGGUCGGUGUGUUUCUUCCUCAUGAUCAUUCUGCUUGGGUUGGAUAGUCAGUUUGUUGGUCUGGAGUGUCUGAUGACAUCACUGGUUGAUCUUUUUCCUUGCCUGCAUCAAGGCUAUAGACGUGAGCUGCUUCUGCUGGCUGUAUGCUGUACCUGCUGUUUGCUGGGACUCUCCUUGGUCACUGAGGGAGGAAUGUAUCUGCUCCAGCUGUUAGAUCAUCAUGUCUGUAGUGGCACCACUCUGCUGCUUCUCUCUUUUUGCCAGUCUGUGAGCAUUGGCUGGGUAUACGGUGCUGACCGUUUUUAUGGUAACAUCUCAGACAUGAUUGGCUAUCGUCCACACCCAUUCAUGAAGUACUGUUGGCGCUACAUCACUCCUUUCACCUGUUUUGGCACCUUUAUCUUCUCCAUUGUCAGAUAUUCCCCGCUGAAGUUCAGUAGCACUUAUGUUUAUCCGCUCUGGGCCAACAUCUUGGGCUGGUUCAUUGCCACAGUCUCCCUCUCUCUCAUUCCACUGUUUCUACUAUAUAAAAUAAUCCAGGGAAAGGGCACUCUUCGACAGCGUUUCUUAGAGCUCUGCCAGCCUGUAGACGAACUGCUGUUUGAUCAAAAACUUCUUCCUGCUUUGGGACGAGAUGGUACAGCAGACCACACAGAGCUCGCUCCUUUAUCAUGCAACGGGGAAAACGCUCAAUGAACACAAUAACAUAACGGACACUGUAAAUUACUUUGUGCUCUUCUGAGCUUUUAUCCAUCUAAUGAAACUUAAAGAGUGCUUUGAAAAGAACAAGCAUGCCCUGAAAUUUUUACCUACAGCUUUCACAUUUGUACCUUACCUUAGUUUACCUUUAUCUAAUUAUAUUUCAUCUUUAAGCUUUAAUAUCUUCAAUAGCAAUAAACAUAUACUAUCAAAAUAUAUUAGAACAAGCUUAUAUACUGUUUAUAUAGUUUGCCUUAAGCGAGCUGAAUUUAAACUGCACACACACACACACACACACACACACACACACACACAUAUAAUUUUAAGCUGUGUUACCAUUUCAUAUGAAUAAAUAAAUCCCAUCCAGUGAUGGGAUCAAAAUGCUGGCAUUCUGAUCCAUGAGAAGGCAACUCAGUAGUCAGUACUACAUUAUUCCAUGACUAAAGUACUCAUGUAGUACCUAUCUGCAAACUCAGGCAUAGUUUUGAACUCAUCUGUUAAUUCUUGUAACUGUAUCUUGACGGUUGACCAAAUCUGCCCAGACAAUUGUUACUAUUAAUUUAAUUAUUAUUUUUUAUUAUUUUGUAUCGGUAUUUUGUUUGUUU